AUGAACAGUUCCAAGGGGGCGCCUAUGGCCAGCCACCUCGGCGAGAACCUGUGUCGCUUUAAGAACGUGAGCGGGGAACUGGUCUUAGUGUCGUGCACGGGGGGCGUGGUGGCCCAGCCGCAACACCACCACCACCAGCAGCAGCACCAGCAGCACCAGCACCUCCAGCCGCCGCUGCAGAACGACACGUACGACGACUAUGACACCUACUACGACUACGAGCACAGCAACCUCACGGACGAGCAGUGGAGCAUCGUCCGCCAACUCAACCUGUACUACGUCCCGCUCCUCAUCGUGGUCGGGUUCGUGGGCAACCUCCUCUCCUGCGUGGUGUUCCUCAACACGAGGCUCAGGAUGAGGUCGUCCUCGUACUACCUCGCCGCCCUCGCCAUCGCCGACGUCACGUACCUCUUCAUCCUUUUCCUCGUGUGGCUCGACCUUCUCGGCUUCAAUACGUUUAAUAUUAACGUCAUGUGUCAGCUGGAGAUCUACCUCGGGUCCGUCUCGAGUUCUCUCAGCGUGUGGCUGACGGUCGCCUUCACCGUAGAGAGGUUCAUCGCCGUCCAGUACCCCCUCCAGCGGCCUACCGUCUGUACCGUGCACCGUGCUAAGACGAUCAUCCUGUCGCUGUCCGGGUUCAGCGCUACGGUCCACAUCUACGUCUUCGUCACGGCCGGGAUUAUCAACAAUUAUGAAGGUGUCCAGGUCACAGAGUGCAACCUGCUGACUGACUACAAAGGUCUCAUGAACGUCAUCAAUUGGAUAGACACUCUCCUUACGCUAGUCAUACCCUUCAUCAUGAUAGUCGUCAUGAACACACUCAUCGCUAGACAACUUAUCAAGUUCUCGAGAAGGUUCAGACAUCGAGAUGACUUCCUUCACCUACAGGAGGUCGAGCGAGGUCAGCCCAACGUGCUACAUAAGGAACCGAAGUGUGAUCAGUCCCUCGUGAACCUGUAUUGGGAAAUCACCCCUUUUGCCUCAUACUUCUUGGGUUUCUGUUUCCGUGGAACUCGUGUGGUCGAUGCAGUCUCUUCGGCUUCUCGCUUAACUUCAGAAAUGACCCCAGUGACGGACCCUAGCGGUACGAGCAGCCACUCCAGAUCUCCGUGUGGGGGCUCCGGCCGCAGCAUCAACAGAAUCUCGAAGCAGCAUCUCAGCCAACCCGCGGCCUCCUCCUCGUCCUCCACCACGAAGAACAACAAUAACCUCAAGAUGGCUGCCCCCUUCGCUACUUCGGCCGCCACGGUUCUUUCGUACUCGAGCAAGAACCCUCGAAGCAUCCUGUCCACGAGGACCCAGUACUCCAUCACCAAGAUGCUGCUCCUCAUCUCCACUGUUUUCAUUCUCCUUAAUCUUCCCAGUCACGUGAUCAGAGUGCACGCCUUCAUCACCAGCCUGUGGGAACACGACGCGGGCGGGGACGAAGUAACCAUGUGGAACUUGCAACAGCUGUUCAUGCAACUUCAGUACACGCACUUCAGCAUCAACUUCGUCUUCUACUCCACGUGCGGAGCCACAUUCAGGAGGUGUCUUUUCCAACUGCUUCCCAUGCGACUCAGGACAUGUUGCUGUAGACAGAGUACGAACUCACAGCGGUACCAGUAGUUUAGGAAAAGGAAGAAGGAUUGGCAUAAAAAGAAAACGAAAAAGAAUGAU
Penaeus chinensis is the source of this 1659-nucleotide messenger RNA. RefSeq names its product D(2) dopamine receptor-like. Gene Ontology annotation, biological process: G protein-coupled receptor signaling pathway. Gene Ontology annotation, cellular component: plasma membrane. The record is from RefSeq and is a predicted model, not a curated record. Bases 1 to 1608 code for a protein of 535 amino acids. NCBI's taxonomy places the organism in Eukaryota, Metazoa, Arthropoda, Malacostraca, Decapoda, Penaeidae. The transcript has 11 exons. Gene Ontology annotation, molecular function: G protein-coupled receptor activity.